CACAAAGGAAAGGUCGAGCUGUUCUAAUUGUACGCUUAUUCACAAAGGACAGGCACUGUGGCUGACAAAUCUCCCCUGUUGACAUGUUUCUUGAUCCUCUUUCAUUCAUUGUUCUGCCCUGAGUGAAGCGAAUGUGUCAAAAUGUUGAACUCAGAAGCUGGGGGUGGGGGGUGGAAUUAAAAAUUGGGAAGAAAAGGAGAAUUCAACAAACAUGCCCAAAGAGCAAAGAAAAUCAGUUAUGCGUUGCGGCAGAUCAUGUUACCUUCUGUAAACUCGCUUGCUACCACUUCCCUUUGCACUGUUGAGAUAAAGAAAUCCCUUGGAAACAUACAAAGAGGAAAAACAAGUUCCCUAUUCCUGCAUUCAGAAAGGAGGCUGGGAAAGUGAAAAGAGGAAUUUCUACCCUUCAGUCUAAAAAGGCAGAAAAACUACCCGUGGCUUUAGCCAUUGUGUUAAACAACUUCCCUGUUACACAUUUUCUCCAUGCAGGAUCAUGUUUACCCCCAAGGAAGCUGGCUGUGUCAGUGAUCCCUGCGCACCUGCUGUUGAAACAAUCUUUCUGCUGUGAUUAAAGGAUUCCUAAAAAAAUGGAGUGCAAAUCUUUUGAAGUGGAUGAAGCAGUCUACUUGGAGGAUCAAUGUCAUAUUCUUGAGGUGACCGAACCACAAGAAGACAAUUUGGAUUUGGCAGGAAAGAGUGACUUGGGAAAUAUUGUCUUUUCAUCCUGCGAAACCCCAGCCCCAUCCACCCCUGAGAUCAAAUUGUACCCUACUAAUAUCACCAAGAGGAGGGCCUUUAGUGACAGCCCAAAUCUACUCCAAGUUCCACCUGUGGAGGAUGGAGAUGGUGACUUCACACCUUACCAAUUUAACAGGCAUGCUCCAGGAAGGAUUUCUACUUCUCCGACUCUUAGGAGGCUAAGAAACAGUACCCCAUCACUCUCUCAGGUCUUCUCGCUACAAAACAGCACUGAGAGUGGAAGGGGGCACAACCAGGUGCCACAAACUGAAUCAACUCUUCUUGCUUAUCAGAGGUGUACUCUGCAUUCUCAGCAAUGCUCUUUGACCUCCAACUCUGGCAUGCACACCGAUUCACUGACACUGAAAGAAAACUCCACAUUGGCUGACACGCUAUCAGUUCCACCACAUCCUAAAGAUGAUUUUGUUGAUGAUAACACAUUGCAGAACACGAGGGAGAUCAGCCCUUCUUCCCUAACUAAGGGGAAACAGAAUUCUCAGGAAUGUCUUCAGGAAUUACAUUUGCAUAAACCUAACAGUCUAUACAACUCAGCUGAACGGAGGCACAGCUCAGUGGUGGUGAGCUUGCCUGGAUUCGAGAUGUUCCCAGGAGACCUGCUGAUAUCAGACAGUGCAGCAGAAUUCCUUUACCAUUCAGCAUCUCUGCACAGCUCAGAAUCCAAAAAGCCCUGGUGGCCAUUUGCUAAAAAAGGAACUAGUAAAGAUAAACACAAACAAAUAUCAGAUCUGGAAAACUGUCUGUCCACAGUAACCCUCAACAUACCAGAUUGUAGUGAUUAUGAAUUUCAAAGUGUUAAGGGUAAAACUUGGCAGGAAAUCAUGACUAUGCAUCAACUUGAGCCAAAAGCCAGCGGUGAUCAGUUAGAUACUAAGAAAGAAGAAGCCUUGUGGGAGCUUUUCACAACUGAAUGCACCUACCUUCUUGAUCACCUCCAGGUUCUCAAAACGAUAUUUAUGGAUACAUUAAGGUACCUGCAAUGCAAGGAGUUUCUCUCGGAUGUGGACUCUGGGCUACUGUUUGCCAACCUAGAGGAGUUAAAUCAGGUGAGCCUCAGUUUUGUGACCAGUUUCUUCAGUGUUAUAAAGGAUCACCUUGUCCAGCCUAUGCCUUCCAUAGAUUUCAUCCCUGUGCUCACAAAGUAUUUCCAAGGGAACCUGUGUCAGAGUCACCAGAUGUACUGCCUGAAUUAUACAUCUGCUAUCUUUUACUUGGAAAAACUGAAGAAAAGAGAAGAUUUUGGGAUCUAUUUGAAAUGGUGUGAACAGAAUGAGCGGUGCAAACGUCUCCAUCUCGCAGAACUGCUGGUUGCCCCUUUGCACAAACUGACCCGCUAUCCCCUUCUCCUGAAGAAUAUAUGGAAAAAUACAGAGGCAGCCGAGAAAUCUGUCAUUGGUACAAUUAAAGAAAAGGUGGAAAAAUCUAUAAGAGAUUUGGAAGGGAAAGUGAAAUGGCUGGAUAACUUCCAGAAAUUUAAACAGCUACAGGAAAUUAUAGUUUGGCCUUCACUUUGGGAUCAAGAAAAAAGAUUUUUUGUUCCUGAGUGUCUCAAGAACUUAUUAAGAGAAAACCCGAAUGAAAACAUCUUGUCACCAACAAAGAGAUUUCUUGUUCAUGAGGGGAGAUUAACCCUAGCAGAACAUAUGAGACUUGUUGAUGUCUACCUAUUUCUGUUUGAUGAUUUGCUGUUGAUUACAAAGCCCAACCGGCACAAAAAGAAAUCUGUAGUUUCUGACCUGAGUUUAACACCUGUUGGCCCCUUUUUCACUCCCGAAUUGCAAUCUUUGCUGGAAGGUGGUGGCUAUUGCACUGUGCUUGACCAGCCUAUCCCAUUAGACAGAAUGGUAGUAAGAAAUAUUGAAUCCUUCCACAUAACAGUUUUUGGACUACGAAAUGCUUUUCUAAUACAGCAUAGAAAUCGGUUUCAGCAGUGCAUAGCAGCCUUUUUACUACAAGCACAGACUGAGUCUCUCAAAAAAACAUGGAUGUCACAGAUGGAAACAGCAAUAUCAAAUUGCACAAAGAGAGAAAAUAAACCCAAAACUUCAUUUUUUAGUUUACCUGCUGAAUCAUCUCAAAUUUAGUUGUGGUUCGUUGGGAACCACUAGACAAUGUAACAGAUUUACUUUUUUAAAAAAAACAAGGCAUGCAAAAUGUCUGUGAACAUUUUUUGGAGCCUGGAAAGGUGAAAUUCUGGAAACAAUCUUGCUAGAACAGAAUUCAGAGAAGGAAAGGAGCAACUUGAAUGGUCAUUAUUCAAACUGCAGUGCUAUGCUUAUGGCCUUUGGUUCCUCACAGGGUGGCUUGUUUUGAUUUGGCAUACCAUGAUAAAAACUAGAAAAUAUAUGCGAUAUGAUAUGGGGAAGAGAAAGGAAACUAGUGCCAUUAAACCAACAUCUUUAAAACUGCCUUUACAAGUUCUUCUGCAGUCAAACUGGGGUACCAGUAAUCAUGAGACCUGCUUAAAUCAGAGUAUUUUGUUUUUUGAUCAAAUACUACCGGGUUAUGAAAGAAAGAAAAUCUGCACAAUUUUUUCCUACCUCAGAAACCACCAAAAUGUCAAACAAAGUAACAAUCUAACACUGAUCUUCACAAAAACACCUCUCACAUUAGAUUAUAGAUUCACACAACCCAUUUUUAAGCAGUGUGGUCACCUUGAGAUUACCUUCCUCACCUCAUCAGCGUUUGGAAGAAAUUUCAUCAACAUUAUGCUACAAAGAGAGAUACCUGCACAACUUGGAAUGGGGUUAAACUAAGAACUGAGAAAUUGUAAUUUCUGGCUGUAGCGUUCCAGAAAAAAAUUACCCCAACCCCCAAUUAAAGCCGCGGGGUAAAAUCAGUUCAUACUGACUAUACAACACCAAACGGGGUUGCACAUACUUUUGAGGUAUACACUUUUUUGUAAAAUUCUGGGUAAGAACCACAUGUCUUCAGUAAUUAUUAGUUCAAAGAACUGUAGAAUGAAGCAGAAUGGCACCAAUCAGAAGAGCCAUUUUUAUCACCUUUACCACAAUUAUGUUCAUGAUGUAACACCAAAAGGAUACUACUCGACUCUGCCUAACCACUAUCUGAAUUUGCAAAUGAAUAAAAGUGGCUACAGCGACACCAAAAGCACAGCAAAUUAAG
Molecule: messenger RNA, 3882 nt
Organism: Podarcis muralis (Common wall lizard)
Lineage: Eukaryota; Metazoa; Chordata; Lepidosauria; Squamata; Lacertidae
Gene: PLEKHG7
Product: pleckstrin homology and RhoGEF domain containing G7
Biological process (GO): Rho protein signal transduction
Molecular function (GO): guanyl-nucleotide exchange factor activity
Source: RefSeq, a predicted model, not a curated record